AUGCCCGCGGAGAGCUACCCGGACGAGCGGCUUGACAGCACGCUGGCAACGUUGACGCACAUUUUCUGCGAGGAGUUCAAGGUCGAGAAUGACGCGGAUGUCGAGUGGCUAGUCUUUACCUUCUCUCCUGGCCGCGUAAACCUGAUUGGUGAGCACGUCGACUACAUGGAGGGGUGGACUUGCCCGGCGGCGGUGCUGGAGGGCACACACAUCCUUGUGGGGCGCGUGAAGCACUUCCAGAAGGAAGCGAAGCCGAAGGUUCGCUUCUACGCAACGUACACGAAGGAGCACUUCGACAUAGACCACCUUGGCGGGUCUGUGCAUAACAAGGCGUGGACAACUUUUGUGCGUGGUGCAAUGACGCUGCGACUCAACCACCUCGGCGUUGCCAUUGAGGACGCGUCCCUCAACGGGGUAUGCAUGGUAGUGCACGGCACCCUCGCCAUGGGUGCCGGCAUGAGUGCAUCGGCUGCCUUCGGCGUCGCGCUCAUUCACGCUAUCAACGCUGUUGUCACGAAGAGCUACAAGGGUUGUCCCACCUCGAGCGGCCGCCGCUAUGCUAUUGUACCGUCGAUGCCCAAGGAAGAUCUGAUGGAACUGGCCAAGGAGGCGCGCCUUAUCGAGACGGAAUACUGCGGCGUGAAUGUCGGCAUCAUGGAUCAGUUCAUCUCUGCCUUCGCGGAGGCAGACAAGUUUAUGUUCCUGGAUUGCAAGCACCUCACCUUCGAGCCCAUCGACAUGACACCUCUCCUGGGCCACGGCGAGUACUCGUGGAUGCUGAUUGACUCGAUGAUCAAGCACGACCUGCUCGGUGGAACGGCUCAGAUGUACAACUCGGUUCGCAUCGAUCAGGAGAACUCGCAGAAGAAAAUCGCUGAGCACCGUUACCGUGGCAAGCCGUACUCCUUCUCCCUGAUGGUGCGCAACCCAGAGCAGUACGGCUUCGACGGUGACGUGCAAAAGUUCAUGGCGGAGUUCAAGCCUCUCAUGACACCCGGAGAGUUUGAGCGCGGCAGCUACCAGAUCAUGGAGCAGCUGCGCACGUUGGAGUUCCGCAAGUUGAACGACCCGACGUUGCCGUUGUCACGUGAGGAGCGUGUCAAAAAGGCCGGCGACAUUUUGAACGCCGGUCACGUGGGUAUGCGCGACCUCAUGAAGAUCACCACCCCCGAGCUCGACUACAUCCACGAGCUCAUCAACAAGGAUAAAGACGUCGCCGGUGGUCGUAUGAUGGGUGGUGGCUUUGGGGGCUGCAUCAUUAUGCUGCUCCGCCGCAGCGCUGAGGACCGGGUCUUGGCGCACGUUCGCAAGCAUUUCAGGGCCCGCUUCAAUAUCGAGAACUCUGGCUACAAGGUGAAGCGCGCCGGCAGCGGCGGCUUCGUCGUUUCGUUGGAGGGAAAGAAUAUGAGCGAUGCUGGCAGUAAGCUCUGA
Leishmania mexicana MHOM/GT/2001/U1103 is the source of this 1431-nucleotide messenger RNA. RefSeq names its product galactokinase-like protein. The transcript has a single exon. The coding region runs from base 1 to 1431 and encodes 476 amino acids. Gene Ontology annotation, biological process: carbohydrate phosphorylation; galactose metabolic process. Gene Ontology annotation, molecular function: ATP binding; galactokinase activity. Lineage: Eukaryota; Euglenozoa; Kinetoplastea; Trypanosomatida; Trypanosomatidae. The record is from RefSeq and is a predicted model, not a curated record. Gene Ontology annotation, cellular component: cytosol; cytoplasm.